CGGCCACGCCUGUUCUCCCACUCCGGGCAUUCCGUCAUUCAAGUUUUCUUUUUGAAGAAGACAUUCGCCCGGCUUGGUUUCACCUAAAAAUCAAGCUAUGGGGGCGUACAAAUAUAUGCAAGAGCUGUUCCGCAAGAAGCAGAGCGAUGUGAUGCGUUUCUUGCUUCGCAUCAGGUGUUGGCAGUACCGCCAGCUCACAAAAAUGCACCGUGCGCCACGGCCAACUCGUCCAGACAAGGCCCGCAGAUUGGGAUACAAGGCAAAGCAAGGUUUUGCUAUCUUCCGAAUCCGCAUUCGCCGUGGUGGCCGCAAGCGUCCCGUUCCCAAGGGAUGCACCUAUGGCAAGCCCAAGAGCCAUGGUGUCAACCAGCUGAAGCCCACCCGUAACCUCCAAGCCAUGGCAGAGGAGCGUUGUGGUCGCAGGUGUGGAGGUCUCAGAGUGCUGAACUCUUACUGGGUUGCUCAGGACUCUACCUACAAAUACUUUGAGGUCAUCCUCAUUGACCCCAGCCACAAGGCCAUCAGGAGAGAUGCCAAGGUCAACUGGAUUUGUGGAGCUGUGCACAAGCACAGAGAAAUGCGCGGCAAGACGAGCGCUGGACGCAAGUCCAGAGGACUAGGCAAGGGACAUCGCUACACUCAAACCAUUGGAGGGUCCAGACGCGCUUGCUGGCUGCGCCGCAACUCUCUGCAACUCCGUCGCAAGCGAUAAACACAACAUGUUGCGAUUUCCAAUUUAUUAUAAUAAAUUUCGUCAGUGUAACCACAA
Cloeon dipterum is the source of this 769-nucleotide messenger RNA. It is a transcript of the gene RpL15, whose product is annotated as ribosomal protein L15. The coding region runs from base 98 to 712 and encodes 204 amino acids. The transcript is spliced from 5 exons. Lineage: Eukaryota; Metazoa; Arthropoda; Insecta; Ephemeroptera; Baetidae. Gene Ontology annotation, cellular component: cytosolic large ribosomal subunit; ribosome. The record is from RefSeq and is a predicted model, not a curated record. Gene Ontology annotation, biological process: cytoplasmic translation. Gene Ontology annotation, molecular function: structural constituent of ribosome; RNA binding.